Molecule: messenger RNA, 726 nt
Organism: Spodoptera exigua (beet armyworm)
Lineage: Eukaryota; Metazoa; Arthropoda; Insecta; Lepidoptera; Noctuidae
Source: the annotation of a GenBank genome assembly
AUGCCCGGACGGAUAUACGGGCCGGGAGCUAGGGCUGCCACUGCUCGAAAUUACGGUGAGGUGACGGAAAUGUUGGGGUUAUUUGAAAAUUAUUUUGCUACUCGUCUGCUUGUGCUCUUAACGAGUUCACGUAACGUGCCAUUACGUGUUUGGUUUUCUGAAGAGGUAAACGGCUCGUGGGGUCUACCAGCCUUCGUGUGUGAUGUUUACAUCGCAAUGGACGUCACUUCCUCUACAUCUAGCAUAUUCAACCUCGUCGCCAUAUCUGUUGAUAGGUACAUUGCAGUAACACAACCAAUAAAAUACGCGAAACAUAAGAACAACAGACGGGUCUGGUUCACCAUAGUCCUGGUCUGGCUGAUCUCCGCAGCUAUUGGUGCUCCCAUAGUCCUCGGCCUCAACGACACGCCUGACAGGAACUUCGACGAGUGCCUCUUCAACAGCCAGAACUACGUCAUCUACUCCUCACUAGGAUCCUUCUAUAUCCCCUGCAUCAUGAUGAUGUUCCUUUAUUAUAAUAUUUUUAAGGCGUUAAGAAACCGAGCAAAAAAGCAGAGAGCAGCCAAAAAGCCACCAGUAGCUGGAGACCCCAACACAGGAGCUACUACAGCGGUGGUGAUAGAAAAUGUGGCUCAAACAAGAAGGCUGGCAGAAACUGCAUUACAUGACGACAGACCUACCAACACUGGGUCUGGAAGUAAUGAAGAUGAUCAUGAAGACAGGUGA